Molecule: messenger RNA, 624 nt
Organism: Plenodomus lingam JN3
Lineage: Eukaryota; Fungi; Ascomycota; Dothideomycetes; Pleosporales; Leptosphaeriaceae
Source: RefSeq, a predicted model, not a curated record
AUGUCCACUUCUAUGGGUGCUCUGCCCACCAUGGUCGUUGCUGCCAUUGCAGUUGGCGGCAUCUUCGGUCUCUGUGGUCUCGUCGUCGUCAUCGCCGUCCUCUUGGAUUGGCCCAACCGAAAGCAGCGAAGACAGAACAAGGGAAUAAUGGAAGAGCUCAGAGAGGAGCGACAAGCAGGCAAUGUGGAUGUGGAAAAAGGCAAAGCGGACGUCACUGAGGCAGAAGUCUCAUCCACCAAACCGCCAACAUAUUACUCGAGCGUGCGAACAACAGGAACGACAUCAUUGCAAGGUCACUACGAACAUCCCGUCGUCGCCAACAAUCCUCCGCGUACACGCGACAUCACCCCGGUCCACCCGACACCAACGACCACUAUAUUCGUAAUGCAAAUCGGCACACGCAUCUCGAGGCAACGUGACAGUGAUACCUCGCUCCUACGAACGCCCUGGUCCAACCCUCACUGGUCUGUGGAUUCAGGGAGAGGGCGGCCCAACCCAUCUCGGAUCCAACAUUCACGUGAGAAAUCCUUCGUAUCGCAAGGCGACGCAGAGCUGAAUGAAUCAUCUCCAGUUGGUGGCUCAAUCAGAGAAGAACCUCAUGAGGGCUCGGGUCAUGGCACAUGA